Molecule: messenger RNA, 2074 nt
Organism: Diuraphis noxia (Russian wheat aphid)
Lineage: Eukaryota; Metazoa; Arthropoda; Insecta; Hemiptera; Aphididae
Gene: Rpn11
Product: regulatory particle non-ATPase 11
Molecular function (GO): metallopeptidase activity; protein binding
Source: RefSeq, a predicted model, not a curated record
CGAAGACAAAACAUAAUAUACUAAUAUACAUUAUACGCUAGUCACCGUCUACUCAGUUAUAACAAAUACAAUACUUUGUAUUGAGUAUCUUAUAUGUUUAAAGUAGUGAGUUUCUCCAAACAAUAUAGUUGUUAAUGAUUUCACAUUAGUUUGUAAAUUUAAAACGUAACAGUUACCAACAAAACAGUCAUGGAUCGUCUAUUGAGGUUGGGCAGUGGUAUUCCUUUGGGACAAGGGUCAGCUCCUGCUGCCGAUACUCCUGUUGUAGACACUGCCGAACAAGUUUAUGUGUCGUCAUUGGCAUUGUUAAAAAUGUUGAAACAUGGACGUGCUGGAGUACCUAUGGAAGUUAUGGGUCUGAUGUUAGGUGAAUUUGUGGACGAUUACACUGUUCGUGUUAUUGAUGUAUUUGCUAUGCCCCAAACUGGAACCGGUGUGAGUGUUGAAGCUGUAGACCCUGUAUUCCAAGCAAAGAUGUUGGAUAUGUUGAAGCAAACAGGCAGGCCAGAAAUGGUUGUAGGAUGGUAUCAUUCACAUCCAGGGUUUGGCUGUUGGUUGUCUGGUGUAGAUAUCAAUACACAACAAAGUUUUGAAGCUCUCUCUGAAAGAGCUGUUGCUGUUGUAGUUGACCCAAUUCAAAGUGUUAAAGGUAAGGUAGUUAUUGAUGCCUUCCGUUUAAUCAACCCUAAUAUGAUGGUACUUGGCCAAGAGCCAAGACAAACUACUAGCAACUUGGGACAUUUACAAAAACCUUCAGUUCAAGCUCUAAUUCAUGGUCUUAAUCGUCAUUACUAUUCCAUCUCAAUAAACUACAGGAAAAAUGAACUCGAACAAAAAAUGUUAUUGAAUCUACACAAGAAAUCAUGGAUGGAUGGAAUGGCACUUGAAGAUUAUGAAAAGCACUGUGAUACUAAUCGAACUACAGUUAAAGAAAUGCUAGAAUUAGCUAAGAGUUACAAUAAGGCUUUAGAAGACGAGGAUAAAAUGACACCAGAACAAUUGGCUAUUAAAAAUGUUGGCAAACAAGAUCCUAAGAGGCAUUUGGAAGAAAAAGUUGAUAAUUUAAUGUCUGGAAACAUUGUUCAGUGUUUGGGUUCUAUGUUGGAUACUGUYGUAUUUAAAUAAUACUAUAUUAUGCAAUYCUGGAAAAAAAUAUGGAGAGAAAUAAAUUAUUUUAAACCAUGUUUCAGAAUUAAAUGGCUAAUAUUUGUUUGCCGUUCCAAUAUUUCUAAGAAUAUUACACAUAAGUUAUAACUUUAUUUUCUUUUUUUAAUUAUAAAUAAAUCUUGAUUAAUAAAGAUUUUUAUUCAUAUAAUUUAAGCUAAUAUCAUUGUUCUUAAUAUUAGGGCUUAACUUAAAAUAGAUAAAUAUUUUCAAUUUUAUUUUAAGGUAUUAAAGUAAAAAGGAAUAAUGAGUGUAAUAAAUUAUAAUAUUUAAUAGUUGACUAACUAUUCAAGUGUUUUCAUAUAAGUAAUUGUAAUCACAUUUUUCUUUUAGUUACAAGUCUUUUAAGAAUUGUCCUCACAUUAUCAUAUGUAUUUAUAAAAUCAGUGGUGGCUUAUGUAUUGUUUUAUAAGAAAAAACUAGCUUUAAUAAUAUAUUUUGAAAUACUUUUAUAAAUAAUAGGUCAAUAACAAAAAGCUGAAAGCCAGCUUCACAAAUAUGAAUAGGUUAUCAUUGACCUUGUAAUUUGUUAAAUUCAAAUAUGAACCUUUAUAAAUGUUUCAAAGUUUUUAUACUCUUUAACUUCAGUGGSGUACACAAACCUAUAUAGAUGAUGGUGUGGGUGUUUAAGCCACUUGGUAAUUUUUUUACUAUACAUGUGGUUAUAUAAAAAUGAACAAAAUAAAAAAAUAUUUUGGUUUAAUAUACUAUUUGUUAUAACCCCUCCCAUUGGAAAUAUCUGUAUAUGGCACUGGUAAACUAACAGUACAGUCAAAAUUUGUUUUGUUUUUUACUCUGAUUAUCUAGUUUUAUUUUUUUUWAAAUUCUAUAUGAUUUAUGUUCUUUAAAAUUUGUUGUACAAACAUUCUUAAAGCUUUUUGAAUCAUUAUACUUAUGUAUAAGACUUAAA